UUUUCUUUUUAAAAUGGCGGCCUCCAGAAUGUUAAAAUGGCCGCUCACUGCGGUAACCUCAUGCUGCGGCUUCGCCUGAAUGUGUUCAGCAACGCGCUACUUCGUGGUUCCGGGCAAGCAGUCUAUGUCCAGCAGAGGUUUGCCAAGCACUGGAAUCCGAAAUGGAAGAAGCAAAGAAGAGAAAAGGUCAUAAAAGUAGAGCUGCCUGACUUCGAGCAGUUCCGGAUGAAAGACAGACUCACUCCCGAAGAGGCACGAUCAAAACUCAAGGAGAAGGGCGUCGCUCCCGGAAGGGUGUGGAUGGAGAGGCCAAUCUACACAAGCUGUUCGGGCGGUCUGUUCGAUCCCUACGUGCCUCCUGAAGGCGACGGCAAGAUGUCCCUCCUGUCGCAAGAGGGCGCCAUGCAAAGGAUGCGCCGCCUCGAGAAAAAAGGCCGAUCGGUGAUGAACGUCCGCAAGAUCCGUUCCUACGAGGACGACUUUCACCUGGCGGAGUUUGCGGAGCAGGCCCAGCAGAUCUACAUCGACGUUCACCGGGCACUUGCCGAGAAGAAUAAAGACAAGCUUCACGAGCUGGUGACAGAAAACUGCUAUCCAGAACUGAUGCAGAACGUGGUGAACAAGAUGCUGCGCUGGCAGUUCAUCAAAAGCCUGGAGCCGCCAAGGGCAGUCCACGUGCGCUGCGAGGACCUCAUCAGCAAAGACAACAUGUUCGGCCAGGUCACCGUGCGCAUGCACACGCAGCAGACCCUGGCUGUGUACGACCGCUUCGGACGCCUGAUGCACGGCAGCGAAGUGAUGGCAAAGGACGUCCUGGAGUACGUAGUCUUCGAGAAGCACCUCUCCGACCUGUACGGUACCUGGAGGGUACACUCCAAGAUCAUCCCAGAAUGGCAGCCGGUCAAGGACCCCGUCUUUAAGACUUAUGUCAAGCCUGAGCCUGAGCCAGAGCCCCAAGAACGGACCAAGGAGCACCCCACGGAGCAGGCGGCUCACGCCUCGCAAGACUCUUCGGGACAGGCCUUUGCCACCGCAUAGGCCUUUCUACAGACAGAUGGCUAUUGUCAUAGUUAUUGCUCAUAUAAAAUGCAUACAUUAUACCGAGUCGCA
Ixodes scapularis (black-legged tick) is the source of this 1110-nucleotide messenger RNA. It is a transcript of the gene mRpL45, whose product is annotated as probable 39S ribosomal protein L45, mitochondrial. NCBI's taxonomy places the organism in Eukaryota, Metazoa, Arthropoda, Arachnida, Ixodida, Ixodidae. The transcript is spliced from 8 exons. Bases 37 to 1038 code for a protein of 333 amino acids. Gene Ontology annotation, cellular component: mitochondrion. The record is from RefSeq and is a predicted model, not a curated record.